AUGCCUGCUCGCGAUCCGGCGGCCUCGCCGAACCUUCCGGCCUCAUUCCACGCGGCGUCUCCGGUACUGCCCACGCACAUGCAACAUCGCGGUAGCACUACCUCGCCAAACUCCUCUGGCUGGUCCGCGCGCAAUGCCAAUCUACAGCAUAUCGAAUAUGGGAGCCUGGGGAGCGGCGAGUCGCCCGGUCAAGAUGGGCAGGGCUUUGUGAGCACCCUCCUGAGGCGAGUGAGCGGGGACAGAGGUGUGGGCGCUAGCAAUCAGCCCAUUGCGUACGCCCACCAAGGCGGCGAGGAUAUCGAAGAGGAGGACGAGGAAGAAGGAUCAGGCCGCGCGCGCAGCCCUACCGGCUCCUCAGCCUCCGAUAUCCGCUCGGCUACGAAUCGCCUGGCGUCCAUGCCAUUCGCGCGGAAUAGACGCCCUUCCGCCUCUGGCGCGGGCUCCAGCUCGAACUCUGGCGCCCACCAUACGGAACCUUUCGAGCCAAAAGAGUACCGCUCUACCUCGCCCAGAACACAGCGGAGCGGACAGUCCCUCGGCUCCUUAUCUUCCAAUGGCUUCCAUCGGCCAAAGCAGCCGAGCCACCUCAAUGCGGUCAUUUCGGGCGUCCAGGAGGAGAGCAGUCCUCCGGCUGGAUCCAGUCUUCGAGCGGGGUCAGUCGGCGGAGGUCGGUCGGCCUUGACAGUCAUGAUGGAGCGGGAGCAUGAGCGGCGGAAGCAAGAGGCGGAGGAUGUGGAGCGGACCCCUGUGGUCAAACCGGCUACGUUGGCUCGUACCGACUCGAGCCUGACCGAUAGCCAGGCUUCAGGCGAGGUCACACCUAAACAACAUCGAGGCUCUUUGGCGGUGGAGACGGGCAUAGAUCCUCGGCCGUCAGAUACGGCAUCCGAAGCUUCAGAGCCGAAUAACUCGUCGGCGCUGAGGCGAUUCCUGGAAGGUGGAGUGGAUGAGGAGGAAAGGCCGGCGGUGGAUGAGAGUACAGCCUUACUGGGAGAGGGCGGGCUGCGGAAGCGGAGACCUGGAGCCUUUUCUCAGCUUGGCGAAAAGGUGCGGGAAGUCAAGCAAAGGGCGGCAAAGGUCACGCCGAAGGAUGUGGUGAAGGCGUGCGUCACAGAACCAGUCAAGACGCUACCAAGUGUGAUCUUGGGGUGUUUGUUGAACGUGCUGGAUGGUGUCAGUUAUGGGAUGAUCUUGUUCCCAGCCAAUUCGUACUUCGUUGAUUUUGGCUCGCUCGGAGUAUCGAUGUUCUUCGUUUCAUGUAUAGUGUCACAGCUCGUCUUCACCCUUGGCGGCUCCAUUUUCCCCGGUGGGAACGGAAGCAUGAUGAUUGAAGCGGUACCCUUCUUUCACAUCUUGAUCAAUACGAUAGAGAGCGAGAUCGGCGACGAUGAUGCCGCUAUCAUCGCGACCACCAUGGUGUCGUUCGCCUUCAGCUCCAUUCUCACUGGUCUGAUCUUCUUCGCUCUGGGAGCAUUCAAACUAGGCGGUCUGAUCGGAUACUUCCCACGGCAUAUCCUUGUUGGAUGCAUCGGCGGAGUCGGGAUCUUCCUUGUUGAGACCGGCCUCGAGGUCUCCCGCGGGCUCAAGGAAGAAGGCUUCGAGUACACCCUCGCCACUCUCCGCCUUUUCUUCGACUCGCCGCAUUCCAUCCUUCUUUGGACAUUACCGCUCUUCCUCGCUAUCCUCCUCCGCGUCAUCACCCAUUUCUUUCACCAUCAACUCAUCUUCCCCGCAUACUUCUUCCUCAUCCCCAUUGUCUUUUACAUUAUCAUCGCAAUUGGAGGAUGGAGCUUUGCAGAGUUGAGGGAGGCGGGCUGGGUGUUUGAUGUUGGGACAAAGUCGCAGGCUUGGUGGAAGUUUUACACGCUGUUUGACUUUACCAAGAUCAACUGGAGUGCUUUCUGGGCGGCUAUGCCGACACAACUCGCCCUCGUCUUCUUUGGUAUCCUGCAUGUCCCGCUCAACAUCCCCGCGCUGGGCGUCACGCUAGGCGAGGACAAUGUCAAGCUCGACCGAGAGCUCGUCGCGCAUGGAUUCAGCAACUUUGCUGCAGGUCUGGCUGGGACUGUCCCGAAUUACCUCACCUACGUCAACACUGUUCUCUUCUAUCGAGUCGGCGGCGGAUCCCGACUUUCGGGAAUUAUGCUCGCCGUCGCUACUAUGGCCAUUCUCUUUGUCGGUCCGUCCGUCAUCGGCUACUUGCCCGUCACGCUCGUCGGCGCGCUCAUCUACGUUCUCGGUCUGGAUCUCGUCAUCGAGGCUGUCUGGGAUACAAGGAACCGCGUCAACCGGUCCGAGUAUAUCACCAUCUGGGCCAUCGCGAUCGGGAUGACUGUUUGGGACUUUGUGAUCGGACUGCUCUUCGGUAUCAUCCUCGCCUGCAUCUUCUUCGUCGUCCAGAAUUCGCGAAGGCGGCCAAUCCGGGUCGUUCUCGAUGGCGCUACCGCCAAGAGUACCGUCCGCCGACCACGAAGCCAGCGGGCAUUCAUUCAGCAGAUCGGUUCCCAGACUUGCAUCAUGAAGCUACAUGGGUUCCUCUUCUUUGGUACCAUCACCGCUGUCGAGGCUGAGAUCCGCAAUCUGCUCGAAGCCGCUAUAUGGGCCCACAAUCCCAUUCGUUUCCUCAUCAUCGACUUUGCCCUCGUCUAUGGUCUAGACUUCUCCUCGGCCGAGGCGUUCGUCCGGAUCCAACGACUGCUGGCGGCCAAGGACGUAUUGCUCAUCCUGUGUGGGGCGAGGCCAAAUGGGCUCGUGCAGACUGCGCUGCAGAUGGUGGAUCUGUGGGCGGAUCGAGAGGGGACGAGGGUGGAGGUGUUUACGGGUCUUGGGGAUGCGCUAGAGUGGACGGAGAACGCCUACCUAACCGCAUUCUACGAGAACCAGCAAGCCGACGAGGCCAAGCCUGUACCGACCAUAGACUUCCCCAAGGUCGCGAAACCGCCAUUCUCGCUUUCCGAGUCGUUCUCGCAGAGCCCAAGGCGGGCACAUCUGGCCAGGGCCGGCGGCGAUACUCUACCUCAAUUACCCGUAUAUCAAGAAGACGACGACGACUCUGAAGAAACCAUUUCGGAAGACCAACCCCUCCCUCUCCUCAUCCAGACCUUCGCCUCCUACCCCGAUUCCCCACCUCUCCGGUGGUUCGCUCAGCUCACACCCUACUUUUCGCGCGAGACUGUCACCGCCAACCAACUCCUCUGGACCCAAGAUGACAUCGCCGACGCCUUAUACCUCAUCGAGAUCGGCUCCUUGCGAGCCACUUACGACCACGGCCACGAGCACACGAAUGAUCUCCGGGCGGGCACGGGCGGGAUCCAAGAGACGAUGGUCGCUGGGACAGUGGCGGGUGAUUUGAGCAUGUUGAGCGGGACGCCGAGGAAUGCCACGGUUGUUGCGGAACGGGAUGGGGUUGUUUGGAGGUUGGAUAAGGCGGCGUUGGGGCGGAUGGAGAAGGAUAUGCCGGAGGUGGCGAGGGAGUUUAUCAAGAUUGUGUUGAAGGCGGUGGCUGAGGAGCAUGAUGUGCUUGCGGCGCAUUUGAUCGCUGUUUUGUCAUAG
This is a messenger RNA of Dioszegia hungarica, 3552 nucleotides long. RefSeq names its product vacuole protein. Bases 1 to 3552 code for a protein of 1183 amino acids. The record is from RefSeq and is a predicted model, not a curated record. Gene Ontology annotation, cellular component: membrane. The transcript has 14 exons. NCBI's taxonomy places the organism in Eukaryota, Fungi, Basidiomycota, Tremellomycetes, Tremellales, Bulleribasidiaceae.